AUGGCGGCGGCGGCGGCGGCCGGGGCGGCCCAAGAGAAGCAGCUCCCGCCGGCUCUGCUGAGCUUCUUCAUCUACAACCCGCGCUUCGGGCCGCGCGAGGGGGAGGAGGAAAACAAAAUUUUGUUUUAUUAUCCAAAUGAAGUAGAGAAGAAUGAGAAGAUUAGAAAUGUCGGGCUAUGUGAAGCCAUUGUACAGUUUACAAGGACCUUCAGUCCAUCAAAGCCCGCGAAGUCUUUACACACACAGAAGAACAGGCAGUUCUUCAAUGAACCAGAAGAAAAUUUCUGGAUGGUCAUGGUUGUUCGGAAUCCUAUCAUUGAAAAGCAAAGUAAAGAUGGAAAACCAGUUGUUGAAUAUCAAGAGGAGGAGCUGUUGGACAAAGUUUAUAGUUCUGUGCUCCAGCAGUGCUACAGCAUGUACAAGCUUUUUAAUGGGACAUUUAUGAGAGCCAUGGAAGACGGAGGUGUCAAGCUCCUAAAAGAAAGAUUAGAGAAAUUCUUCCAUCGGUAUUUGCAAACGCUGCAUUUGCAGUCAUGUGAUCUACUCGACAUUUUUGGUGGAAUCAGCUUCUUCCCGUUGGAUAAAAUGACUUAUUUGAAAAUCCAGUCCUUUAUUAAUAGGAUGGAGGAGAGCCUGAGUAUAGUCAAAUACACUGCCUUUCUCUACAAUGACCAACUCAUCUGGAGUGGAUUGGAACAAGAUGACAUGAGAAUUUUAUACAAAUACCUCACCACGUCCCUCUUUCCAAGGCAUAUCGAACCCGAGUUGGCAGGAAGGGAUUCUCCCAUCAGGGCAGAAAUGCCAGGAAAUCUUCAGCACUAUGGAAGAUUUCUGACUGGACCCUUGAACCUUAAUGAUCCAGAAGCAAAAUGCAGAUUCCCCAAAAUCUUUGUAAAUACCGAUGACACUUACGAAGCCCUCCAUCUCAUCGUUUAUAAGGCCAUGAGCGCAGCUGUGUGCUUCAUGAUUGACGCCUCCGUGCAGCCCACGCUGGACUUCUGCCGGAGACUGGACAGCAUCGUGGGGCCCCAGCUCACGGUGCUGGCAUCGGACAUCUGUGAGCAGUUUAACGUCAACAAGAGAGUGUCCGGGUCUGAGAAGGAGCCCCAGUUUAAGUUCAUCUACUUCAACCACAUGAACUUGGCAGAGAAAAGUACGAUCCACAUGAGGAAAACGCCCAGCGUGUCACUGACGUCUGUUCACCCGGAUCUGAUGAAGAUUCUGGGCGACAUCAACAGUGACUUCACCAGGGUGGACGAAGAUGAGGAGAUCAUCGUGAAAGCCAUGAGUGACUAUUGGGUUGUUGGGAAAAAGUCUGACCAGCGGGAGCUCUAUGUUAUUUUGAAUCAAAAAAAUGCAAACCUGAUUGAAGUAAAUGAGGAGGUCAAGAAACUUUGCGCCACGCAGUUCAACAACAUCUUCUUCCUGGAUUGA
Pipistrellus nathusii (Nathusius's pipistrelle) is the source of this 1434-nucleotide messenger RNA. The record is from the annotation of a GenBank genome assembly. NCBI's taxonomy places the organism in Eukaryota, Metazoa, Chordata, Mammalia, Chiroptera, Vespertilionidae.